Molecule: messenger RNA, 2352 nt
Organism: Penicillium verrucosum
Lineage: Eukaryota; Fungi; Ascomycota; Eurotiomycetes; Eurotiales; Aspergillaceae
Exons: 5
Coding region: 1-2352 (783 amino acids)
Source: RefSeq, a predicted model, not a curated record
AUGAAGGUCACAAUUGGAAACGUCUUGGCGGCAACGCUUGCCUUGACUUAUCCUGUCCAGGCUAGGAAUGCACCAUUGAACGGCCGCGAUCCAGUUCCCGCCGUCAAUGAAGCCGAUAGCUUCAAGGAAAAUGCCACACCUCAUAAAGGGGUGGUUACCAAGCACCUUUGGAUUCGUGACGAGGCUUCCAUGACUGCUACGUCUUCUGCCAAUCUCAAUCCGAUCUACAGACAUCCAAAGCCCUCCACCCAACUUCCGCUGCCCUCAGUGGCACCCAAUGGGGGAAAUAACUCAAAUCAGCCUUCAGCUACUGCAAAGGACGGUGAUCAAGGCACGGAGUCCAUAGGGACUCCAAAUUCUAGUUCGGCCCAGUCGAACCCAUCCGAGAUCCCAUCACACUUUUCAAACGCACCUGAGCCACCUGUGAUUCCUAGCAGCCGUUCAGACCCUCUAAUCCCACCGGGGACUCCAUCGCACCCUUCAAACGUGCCUGAGCCAUCUGUAAUUCCAAGCAGCCGUUCAGACACUCCAAUCCAAUCGGGGGCUCCAUCGCACCCUUCAAACGUGCCUGAGCCAUCUGUACUUCCAAGCAGCCGUUCAGACACUCCAAUCCAAUCGGGGGCUCCAUCGCACCCUUCAAACAUACCUCAGCCAUCUGUAACUCCAAACAGCCGGUCAGACACCCCAAGCCCAUCGGGGACUCCCCAUUCAAACCAGCCGGAUGCUUCUGAGGCUUCCACCGCUCGCUCAUCGGAGCCGCCUACCUCAAGACUUGGCGACUCGUCCAAGACAAACACUCCUCCUACGUCCUCCCAGGAGGGUGCUGGUUCGGACUCUGCUACACCUUCAAAGGUCCCACAGCAGACAGGCUCUCCAAGUGCUACUCCAACUUUUGCAUCUUCCAACCCUGAUUCGACAAUUGAGUCGUCUAUGAUGGCCGUCACUACUAGUGGGUAUACUACAACUGAAGCUAUACCCGUCCCUGUAACAACUGUCGAGAUUACCAAGGGCCAGGAGACCAGCAGUAUCACUUUUACCGCUACCUCUGUCACUACCUCAGAUGGUUCAGAGCCAACGUUUGCAUGGGGUUGUGCUUCGAGUGAUCUUUGUGGCUCUGGCACAACAGACUCCGGAGGAGGAAGCAGUGGCUGCGUUGUUCCCCUACUUUGUCCAUCGGACCAUAACUGGGGUCUCGGAGGUGGAUGGUCCCCAUCUGGAAGCCCUUCGCCGGGCGGUCCAAACCCUCCUCCUUCAACACCCAAGACCCCUUCGGGUUCCGGCUCUGAAAGCCCAGAUGAUGAUCCUGAAGAUGACAAGAGUACAACUUCGACAACGGCAACCGAUAAAACAUCUUCUUCCACCACAUCGACCGCUUCAUCGACCUCCUCUCCCUCUCCCUCUAAGCUGCGUCUUUGCAUGACCGUUGCUGAAUCGGGUACAGUAGAGUCUACCUCGACCCCGACUUCUAGCUCGAAGGCUACUACGAGGCCAACUUCUAGUUCGAAGGCUACUACGAGCGCAACUUCGACUCCAACCAGUGCCUCUAAGAUACGACUUUGCAUGUCAGUUGCCGAAUCUGGCUCGGUAAUCGCCACCAGCGAGGCAGCCAGCACCACUGACAGAAAGUCAAACACCAUCACUUCCGCACCCAGGACAUUCUCCACAAGCACCAAGGAUCCUCUUUGUCGUGAUAGACAAGAUCCGCACGGUCCAAACUCAUGCAUCUGCACAUCCGGAACCUCUGAGAUUUGGCUCCCAGUCCAAAGCAACGGCAGAUGCGGUUACACCACACUGCCUGCAUCUCCCACCCCGACGGAGACGCCUACAACAGAGGCGCAGCCUGCACCAACACUUGGACCCGUCACGUCCACGACGACAAAUGACGAAAUGAUCAUCUGGCCCACGCAAACCAUCAAAUAUUACAACGUCCCAGGAACCAAGUUGACAGAGACUUAUCCUGCUGGUGAGCCCACAACCAGCACAAUGACAGCCGAUACACCCGAAGCGACGGACUGGAACCCUAAGGGGUCCUCCAUUUGCGGCACUCAUAUCGGCGACGGCUUGAGUUCUGCCUGUAGGGCUGCCUGGGAGAAAUACGACGAUGAUACAGUCUACACGGAGAAGACAAAAAGACAUGAUUCGAACUCCCUCGGCAUGGGCUGUACAGCUGAAUACGCGUGUUCCGAGGACGACUAUUACACGCCUGGACUGAAUGGAGCGCAGUUAAAGGAACUCUUUUCGAGCCUUUACGAUACUAAAGGAAACGGAAUCUCGAUUUGUGGUUCCGCUAAGCUGUCCAACGGUUGCUCAGUGAAGGUUGACUAUUGUAGUCUUUGCAAGGAUGCCAACUAG